Molecule: messenger RNA, 1914 nt
Organism: Ectocarpus sp. CCAP 1310/34
Lineage: Eukaryota; Phaeophyceae; Ectocarpales; Ectocarpaceae
Source: the annotation of a GenBank genome assembly
AUGGGCGGCAACGACACCUCCACGACCUCGAAGAAGACCCCGCAAGAGCCACUGGCACCGUCAGCAUCGCGUGCGGCUGCUACUGACGACGCCAGUCACGAACUGCGCAACAGCUCGCCCAGCGGGUGUUCACGGAAGAAGCUGUUGAUGUCGGCAUCUUCAGUGGCAGGUUCCGACCUCGACCCCAACCCCAUGUCGUCAAGGCCUAAAACUGCCCCGGCAGACGAAACACGCGGCACAUCCUCCUCGCUUUCGCCCGGCGCUUCCCCUACAUCCUCCCUGUCGCCACCUCCGACAUCCACGUCAUCUCCGAAGACGCUGCCGGUCCCAAAGGCUCCUCGCUGCGAGUAUCCGGGGUGCCCGAAGUCUGCAAAGUAUGGCCUCAGGGAAGCCCCGCCCAGCAAGUGCCAGGCUCACAAGAGGGCCGGUCAAUACACCACGAACCGCCACGGAGAGCUGCUGAUGGCAACCCGUGACGGCGACGCGUUCCGGACACCGGCGGUGGCGGUGCCAGUGCCAGCUGUGACGGUGCCCCCCUCCCCAGCCAGCAGUGAAAUUGCAGGGACGGAAGCGGCAUCCGCCCGACCGCGGCGGCGCUCUACAGGAAGCAGCGGCUCCUCGGUACCCUCUCACCGCAAGCCCAAAGAGAACCUUUCUUCUUCAGUGCACACGUUGAAACGCAAGAACCGACCGGGGACAUCAUCAAGCAGACAUGAAGAAAGCCCGGCACCGAAAAACCGCUCCUGCCUCUUUCCAGGGUGUGGCGCUCGCCCUACCCACGGCCUGCCGGGGGCGGCACGCGCCGUGUACUGCUUCUCCCACAAGAAGGGCUCGAUGGUCGACCUUUUCAGCGAAGCGCUAGCAGUGAACAACCACGAAGAGAAAAGUGUCACAAGCGCGGCACCUACCGAGGGCAAGAAGAAGAAGCAGACGCAGGCGAAGAAGGAGCGGGAAAUGACCGGCAUGACCGCCGACCAAAGGGGAGCAAAACAGGCUCGCCGCGAAUCAAGCAUCAUGGAGGGCAACAAAGGCACCACAAGCAAGGAUGACGGCGGCCACCGAGGUGCCAAGAAGAUUCGUGACAACGAAACGAAAGUGAACAGAGGCAUGGGUGCCUCGGGGGGGAGCGUUGGCGCCAUUGCCACCGCUGCUGCCGCAGGUACGUCUGAGAUGAGCGUGAAAUCACCAGCAGCAAAACCACUGGUGAAAUCGACCAGCGAAGCAAAAGAACCCGCCGACACAACGGCACCGCCUCCUCAACCGACCAGCCGGCCAUCGGAUGGAAUGGCUCCCUCUGUUGAGAUGCUCAUUCUGAGGCAGGCGAGGGAGGCGGCCAAAACGGAGGCGGAGGCCAGCGGUAGCGGUCGAAGGCCGCGCGCUCCCUCACGCCGCGCUCUGGAAGCCUCCGGUCGACUGAGGGGCGACGGGGCUCAGUGGAUGACCCGGGAGAAAAAGGCCGAGCAAGCCAGGGUCAACUCCGAGCUCCGGAAGAAGAGGAAGGAAUCCAGGGAGGCGGGGCUCAAGGUUGGGGUUGUGCUUGAGGCGUUCGUGCCGCGCGCUCCCUCACGCCGCGCUCUGGAAGCCUCCGGUCGACUGAGGGGCGACGGGGCUCAGUGGAUGACCCGGGAGAAAAAGGCCGAGCAAGCCAGGGUCAACUCCGAGCUCCGGAAGAAGAGGAAAGAAUCCAGGGAGGCGGGGCUUAAGGUUGGGGUUGUGCUUGAGGCGUUCGUGCCGCGCGCUCCCUCACGCCGCGCUCUGGAAGCCUCCGGUCGACUGAGGGGCGACGGGGCUCAGUGGAUGACCCGGGAGAAAAAGGCCGAACAAGCCAGGGUCAACACCGAGCUCCGGGAGAAGAGGAAGAAAUCCAGGGAGGCGGGGCUUAAGGUUGGGGUUGUGCUGGAGGCGUUCGUGUGA